Messenger RNA from Elaeis guineensis (African oil palm), 1726 nucleotides. The record is from RefSeq and is a predicted model, not a curated record. NCBI's taxonomy places the organism in Eukaryota, Viridiplantae, Streptophyta, Magnoliopsida, Arecales, Arecaceae.
CCGAUUCUCGCCACGUCUUCCACCCCCCCCCACCUCUUUCUGGUGUUCACUCGUCUUUCUCGGAUCCCUCGUGAAGGAGAGGGGAAGCACGGAGCGAGCUCGAUGCCGGCCCUGAGGAUGGUGGCGGAGUUCUCUGGCGGGGAGGGGAUGGCCUGGAGGAACGGGAUCGAGUGGUGGGACGAGAUCGAUGGAUCGGAGGCGUGGCAGCGCGGCAUCUUCUACGCCCUCUGCGUCGCCUACUCCCUCGUCUCCGUCGUCGCUCUGGUGCAACUCAUCCGCAUUCAACUAAGGGUACCGGAAUAUGGAUGGACAACGCAAAAGCUUUUUCACCUAAUGAAUUUUGUCGUGAAUGGAUUGCGUGCAAUCCUUUUUGGCUUCUACCACAGUGUGUUUCUUCUCAAAUCAAAGGCUCUUGAGAUGGCACUUCUAGAUCUUCCUGGUCUGUUGUUCUUCUCAGCUUACACUCUACUAGUGUUAUUUUGGGCAGAGAUAUAUCAUCAGGCUAGGAGCCUUCCAAUUGAUAAGCUAAGACCUACAUAUUUAAUAAUCAAUGGGGCCAUAUACAUCAUUCAGAUUUGCAUUUGGGCAUAUGUCCAAAUAAGUCCUAAGCCUCUUGCUGUUGAAGCUGCUAAACUCUUUUUGGCAAUUGUUUCAUUCUCUGCUGCUUUGGGAUUUUUGAUAUAUGGUGGGAGGUUGUUUUUUAUGCUGAGGCGCUUCCCGAUUGAAUCUAAGGGUCGUCAAAAAAAGCUGAAUGAGGUUGGUUCUGUGACUGCCAUAUGCUGCACAUGUUUCUUGAUACGGUGCUUCGUGGUUGCCCUUUCUGCAUUUGACAAGGCUGCUGACCUUGACGUCCUCGAUCAUCCAAUUUUGAAUUUAAUUUAUUACCUGCUGGUCGAGAUUCUCCCAUCAGCUCUAGUAUUAUUCAUCCUUCGGAAGCUGCCCCCGAAGCGAGUUUCAGAUCAACACCACCCCAUUAACUAAGAAGCUUUAGCGGGGAUGGAAUAGUAAUUAGGAUCCAAUCCACGACAUGGAUAGUGCUACACUCCAGUCAUAACCACCAGGCUGCGAUGGUUCAACUCCUCAAGAAAGAUUUGGCUAACAUCCAUUGGCCUGUUAUUCUUAUUUGAAAUGGUAAAAUCUGAUGUAAUUAACAUUAGAUUUUGCAAACCCUACAUCUAAUUUAAUACUCAUUAACAGUUGAAGGACAUAAACAGUUUAGGAAGGGGUAGUUGGUUUUAAAUAAUGAAUUAGAUACGACACACGUGUAUGGUAUAUUAUACGCAUUGGCAGAUACUGAUUGUCUUCUUUAUAAAGUGGUUGGACACCAUGUUUUUAAUCUAAAAUUUCCAAGUUUCAUUAAUUUAACCAUUCUAAUCCAUUAGACCUUGAGGCAAAAGACAAAACCUUCGCACUCAUCCAAAGUAACUGCAUAUUUUGAACUUUUCAUUUUAGAAUAUGAUGUCUUACCGAAGCAUAUCCUCUUAGCUUGUUAUUUGAUGAAGCGUACAGAAAAGAAAGAAGUGGUAUAUACAGAGGAACGACAUAAAUUUAACUUGUUUAUACUCUUCUUUUUCCCUUUUCUUUCGGUAUACAAAGUUUGCCACCUGCUUGGUGGUCAUAUUAUAAAAUACAAAUUGAUUCACCAGUUUCUAUUUGUUGUGUUUGGGAAUGGAGAGACAUGAUUAGAAACCAAGACUCCAAGGAAAUCAGUUGUUUAGUUGGGCUU